AGAGUAGGAAGCGAUCGGUUCUGUAUUUCACUGUAAUAAAAAAAUCAUAAGCAUUUUCCAUAUCGUUGAUGUUUUAUUCUGUUUUACAUUUAACUACCUAUCAUCAAACCCUCCUUUAGUCAGCUUUAAGGUUUAGCUAACGGAAAAUAUUUUGUCUGCCCUGGUCGUGAAAGUAUGUGAGGCAGAUUGAUUGAUUUUAAUAAUUAAUCAUCGAAAUCGGAUGCAAGAUCAGUGAAGUGAGUUCAAAAGGACUAACACUUUCAAUAUGAAUCAAAAGAUUUUAAUAGGCUGUCUAAUCACGAUUUCAAUUCAAAUAAUACUUACUAAAUCAGAUCCUUACACUUGUGGAUCUAUUGAGAUUCAUAAUGAAGAUGAUUUGAAAAAAAUUCAAGGCUGUGUAAGAAUUGGAGGCUAUGUGCAACUUACGAAUUUCCGAAUCACCAACACUUCUAACAUUGCGACAAGUAUUGAAGAAAUCUCAAACUAUCUAUUGGUCUAUCGAAUAGAGGGACUAGAAAGCCUGGAGGAUAUUUUUCCUAGUCUUACAAUAAUUCGUGGACAUGACUUACUAUUCGAUCGAUAUUCUCUUGUGGUGUAUGAAAAUAGGGAGAUACGUGAUAUAGGCUUGAAAUCUCUACUGAAAGUUCGAAAUGGUCAUAUCAAGAUUGAAUCUAAUCCAGUUUUAUGUUACACGAAAACAGUAAAUUGGAUUUACCUUUUGGAAAACCAUUUGACACAGCAUUUCUUUAUACAGAACAACCAAAAUGACAACGAGUGUCCUAAAUGUGUUAAAAUACAUGAAGAAUUGGAAAAAGACAAUUUUUCGGAAUUUAAAUAUUUUAGAUUUAAUUGCUGGAACAAAAACACCUACCAACUUAAAAAACCUUUCGAAACAACAAAAGGUUGCCCUGAAACCUGUAAAGAUACAGGAUGCAGCAAUGAGGGUGAAUGCUGUUCACCGUUUUGUUUAUCAGGAUGUCAUGCAGAAAAUUGCCGCAUAUGCAAGGAUUUCAAAAAUUUCAAUGGAAAAUGCAUUCCAACUUGCAAUAUUCCUUACUACAAGUUAGGCGACAAAUGCCUUACUGAAAAUCAAUGUAAGGAUAUGCGUUUUAUUCCACAUGCUGGUUUUUGCAUUGAAAACUGUCCACCAAGUUAUCAAAAGGACAAUGAUAAUUUAAGAUGUAAUUUGAAAUGUAAGGGUAAUUUUACAAUACGCUCCAAAAAGGACCUGGAAAACGUAAGAGACUGCGUUGUUCUUUUAGGUUCAUUACAUAUCGAACUAAAAGGAGAUCAAUCCGAUAACAUCAUUCAAGAACUUGAAAGCGCCCUUGGAGGAAUAACGGAAAUAAGAGACUACUUAAAAGUUACGAAUUCACCUCAACUUAUGAGUUUGGGUUUCUUUAGAAAGCUUGACACGAUAAGGGGUGAAAAUUUGAUAGACCAAGAAGUCGCAUUGUUUGUUGUGGAUAAUUUUCAUAUGGAAGAAAUUUGGCCAGCUAAUCAUAAAGUUGCCAUUUUUAAUGGCCGCAUAUUUUUUCACUUAAAUCCACGACUUUGCUACGAAAAAAUACUCGAAUUAGCUCCAUCAAUAAAGAAUAUGGAUAAGAUUGAAAUAAGAGAUGCAUCACACAAUUCGAAUGGCGAAAGGACAAUUUGUGGAAGUGAAGUUAAACAAAUUUAUCCUAUAAUUGAAGCUUAUAAUGCAACUGCUGCUAGAGUAAAACUGACUCCUCUAGCUUCUUCUGAUAGAUACUCUAUUUUGGGUUAUUUAUUUUACUACAAAGAAGCUCCUUUAAGAAACGUUACAAUGUUUGAUGGAAGACAUGGAUGUGGUCGUGACAACUGGAUAAUGGAUAUGCAAUUAAAUCCAAACAUUCGACAUGUGUUUUCAAAUUUGAAGCCAAAUACACAAUAUGCUUACUUUGUGAAAACAUUUAGUUCCUUAGAAAAUAACUAUCAAAAACAGGAUUGGUAUUCUGCAAUUCAAUAUUUUACAACAAAAACAGCGAAACCAGGUGCUGUGCAGAAAAUUUAUUCACUUCAGAUUGCUGACACCGCAGUUAUAAUCCAUUGGUGGCCACCAAAAAAUAGCAAUGGUAUCAUCCAAAAAUAUCUAAUCCGUCACGAGUUGACAAAUCAUCACGUUAGAUAUUCGCAAAUUUUUGGAUAUAGCCCAGAUACAGACGGUAACAAGGAUUGUGAAUGCAAUAUCAAGCAAAAACUUCGUGGCCCUACGCCUUCAGAUGAAGACUUUUAUAAUAGAGAAAAGGCUGUUUACGAAUCUGCUGUUAUGAAUUUCAUUUAUGUUUCAUCUGAUCGUCUCGAUAAAAUUGCAAAGGAGAAUGAAGAGGAAGAAAAGACUCGUCGAAAGCGUGAUUCUCAAAACUUGACCCAAACACCUGAAGAAAAAACCACAGAGAAAAGCGUAAGAAGAUUGGAUAUUAAUGAUACCGAAACUGAAAUUUUGUUGAAAAAACAUUUUGCGAAAGUGGAACAGAAAUCUAUACGCGAACAGGAUACAGGCCCAGACAAUUUCCCCAUUUUAAAGCCCCCCGUUGUUUGUGCACCGAAUUCCACCGAAAAGACGAAUUGUGAACCUUUAGAAUGUUAUUUAGGUACAGAAGUUCCUGGUACAAUGCAUUCUUAUAUCUUGGUCGAUCUAAUUCCUGAAAAAAUUUACCAAGUUUUUGUAAGAGCAUGUGUAAAGGAUGUACCGAAUGGCUGCGGUCCGGAAAAAUUCAUUGAAGUGGAAACACAUACAAAAAAGUUGAAAAAAAGACAAGCUUUUUUAUAGUGUGAAUAUUUUUUUUUUAAUUAUAAUUUUAAGUUAAGUUUUAUGUUGGCAGAACUUGCCCGGUGUAAUUUAUAUGUAUUGUAGUGGUGGCGAACAAGUGUAAGAAAGAUGUACAAAUCAAAAUGCGUAGAUUCUGUCUUUUUAAUUUAAAACACUGAUUAAAAAACAUUUAUGUAGAAUUGUAA
This is a messenger RNA of Eupeodes corollae, 2979 nucleotides long. It is a transcript of the gene Sdr, whose product is annotated as insulin-like receptor. The transcript has 12 exons. Bases 266 to 2794 code for a protein of 842 amino acids. NCBI's taxonomy places the organism in Eukaryota, Metazoa, Arthropoda, Insecta, Diptera, Syrphidae. The record is from RefSeq and is a predicted model, not a curated record. Gene Ontology annotation, molecular function: protein binding.